Messenger RNA from Paramisgurnus dabryanus, 1245 nucleotides. RefSeq names its product proenkephalin a (gene penka). Gene Ontology annotation, cellular component: plasma membrane; neuronal cell body; axon terminus. Gene Ontology annotation, molecular function: opioid receptor binding. Gene Ontology annotation, biological process: chemical synaptic transmission; sensory perception; neuropeptide signaling pathway. NCBI's taxonomy places the organism in Eukaryota, Metazoa, Chordata, Actinopteri, Cypriniformes, Cobitidae. The record is from RefSeq and is a predicted model, not a curated record.
GUGGCAGUCAUUUUCCAACAGAGCAGGUGAACCUCAUGUUGGCUACUGGGGUGCUGCUUGCUAAACCAACGACGAUUAUUUCAAGCUCCAACAUCCGUAAAAGUGACCGGCUCCUCGGUACUUUUUGAGUCGUCGUCUUGAACCAUCAUUCUUUUUUCUCUUUAAAAAAAAAGCAUUUAUCCAUUCAACACUACGGUGGACAUUUCCAAAGAAGACUUAAAAGAGCUCAUGGCGUUAAUGAUGAAGUGCUGGUUGACUGUGGCUUUGAGCGCUUGUCUCGUGCUGACGGUUCGAGCUGAAUGCGACAGAGAGUGCGCGCUCUGCGUCUAUCGUCUGUUCCGUGAACAGAGAGAAAGCGACACACUGACUUGCACAUUAGAGUGUGAAGGGACUGUGGACUUGAGAAAACUGGAAAUCUGCAAAGACAUCCUUACUGAAGGGGAGCGUCUUGCCAUCAGCAACGUCAAUCAAGAAGACAGCACAGACCAUCUUCUUACCAAGAAAUAUGGGGGCUUCAUGAAGCGUUAUGGGGGCUUCAUGAUUAAGAAGUCUGCAGAAGAAAUUGGCACAGGGGGCCAAUCUGAAAGUGACGCCACAGAGACCAUUAGUAAGAAAUAUGGAGGCUUUAUGAAGAAGGACAGGGCAGAGGGCAGAGCUGAAGACCAACAGGUGGGACUGCUGAGAGAUAUUCUCAAUAUCGGCCUUAGCUCAGAGUCAGAAGACAGACCUUACGAAGAGGUUGCCAAACGCUACGGGGGCUUUAUGAGAAGUGUACAGGGGAACAGCGGUCUAGGAGAGGCAGUAAAAGACCUGCACAAACGGUAUGGCGGGUUUAUGCGCCGAGUGGGCAGGCCUGAUUGGUUGGAUAAUCAGAAAAGCAAUGGGUUUCCGAAACGCACUUGGGAGGACGGAGGCGAGACAGCACUGCCCGACUUGCAGAAGAGAUAUGGGGGAUUCAUGGAUUAGAAUGUGGUACAACAGAUUAAAAAUGGACAUCCAUCCAAAAGAACCUAUUCCUACUUUGUGUAGAGCUUGCACUGUACCAAUUUAAUGUGAUGCUGUUUUAAUUUCUAUUUAUUUUUGUCUUAAUUUUGCUGAAGAAUGUUUAUUCAUAAUGUACAACAUACAUUUGUGUUCUCAGUGACUUGUUUGUGUAAAAAAAUCAUCAUUUACAUUUUUCCUCUGUACUUGCAAUGCAAUCAAACAUCAGAUGAAACAUAUGGAUAAAGAUGCCACAGAGUGUUA